UUGGUUCCAAACCUCCGGUAAUGAUGGAUGAUAAAAAUCAGAAUCUAGAGCGAGCCAGCUACGAAGUUAGGAGUACUGGACACAUGCAAAGAGAAACUAUAGACAGCCAAACAGUGGGACCUGACCUAUGUGGGAGAUGUUCUGAGAAGGGUAAAGCCAUGGUACCAGGAGAGUAAGAGGAGGCAAAAUCCCAAGGGCAGGGCUUCCACAACUCAGAAAGCAACUAUGAAGUCCCAAAGACCCGGAGUCCAAGUUAUACAUCCAGCUGUAACUGCUUAUUUGAUGGUGGAGGAAAUAAAAAAGUUUCCAUUUGCCCCAGCUAGAACUAAGGUGCCUUACAACUUCCAAGAUGGCUUGGCAGGAUUGGAACACCAGACUAGCUGGGAUGGCCUAACUCAUGCUUACUACCGGAUGACUAAACAUCAGAUUAGUCAUCAAAGCAUUGUUGGGAAGAGAAAAAAUCUUAACCCUAGCUUUAAUACUUCAGCAGUAGCCACCCAUCCACCUCUCAAGGGCCAUAGUGAGUGGUCAUAUUCAAAGAACAUGGUGGCUGAGGACCAUAGCCGUUCCUUUCCAUCAGCUCUACAUGCAACUAGCAUAGGUAAGUAUUCUCAGCCACAGACGUUAACAGAGUUCCACAAGGCAGAAGUGAGGCCAACUCGGAAGCUGUGCAAAAAUAUGAAAGAAACUCAGGUAGCCCUGGAGCAGCUGGAGGACACUAGGCAGCUCCAGGAGCCAAAGGAACUAGUUCAGGCUGAAAAAUCCUUCCUAGGAUGCCUAAUCAAAAGAUAUAACCAGCAUAAGAAGCCAAGGGAAAGCUGUGUGGCCUCAGGAUACAUGAAGGAAACCGAUUCCGAGCAUUCACUGCAGACGCUGAUUGGGCAAAUGGCCUUAAAUGAAGAGGAAGUUCUGCCGAGGUUGCCCAAGGACAAGACAAAGCCGAAAUCAGCCCCGGGGAAGACCCAGGCCUGGGAGUUGUCAGUAGCAGAGGAGAGUGAGUCUAAGUUCAACCCGGCCAUCAACAGAGAGAACCAGAAGUUAUGGAAGAAAUUAGAACAACUUGCUCAAGAUUAUUACAAAGUGGAAGAGAUGAGGAAGCAGAUGCUGAAGCAAAAGCAAGAGCUGCAGGACCAAAGCUGGGACUCAGUGAUCCGUGGGACAUCAAUAAGGCUGGCAUGGCGAGAGCAUAAGCAACGAUGCCCCAAAGAACCGGAAAUGCUCAAGUGCUCAGUGAGCAGUCCCCUGUACCCUCUGGUGAGAAUAAAUCUGAAUCAAUCACCACAAUACUAGAUGCAGUAAGAAAAACAGAGGAAAUCCAUUUAGACCCAAGUGAGUAAGCCACUGUACAACUGCCUUCUGGGAACUGUGCAGCAACCAACGCUGGGCUGGAAAACCUUGACUCUAAAAAUGGGAGCCCAUCUCAUUGAAGACAGACCUGAAAGGGACUCGGCUUUGUUGCUGCUAUCUCAAGGGCACCGCGACAGGGAACUCAAGGUCUCGGGACACCUGAGAGUGUUUAAGUGGACUGCUAAGGUCCCAUUCUUGUCUGGUUCAGAAGGAAUCGGAUACCCAGUGAACUCUGGAACAGUCUCAUAUAUAACCAGCCUCACUAUUGUGCCACUGUCCCUAAACUGUGCUGUCUUGAGUCACCAGGAAGAAGCCAGGGCUGUGGUAGGCUGCCCUAGGCUGGAGGGGCAGUCAGAAGCAGGAGACCUUGGGUCCUGUGGGUGUUGAAAUGUUCAUGAGACAUCAGUGAGGGGUAAAAAUGCUACAAGGCAAAUGACACAGCUGGUGGCACAAGCAUAAAGGACACAUGCUGGCUCCGUUCGCUGAUUCAUCAGUGACUCAGCAUCUGUGAGCAGGAUGCACAGUCCAGACUGUAUUUUGGAAAAGGGCAGUGAGAUAAAUUUCCAGAAAGUCUCUGUGUUCUCUUCUGCCAUCAACAACAGAAUGAACAAUCAACAGCAAUAACAAUGACACAGAGGCCAAACUUUCAUAUUAAUUAAAAGCUGUGUAAUGUAGAUCUUGGCCAAUUUUUCAAUCACCGGGAGCUAUAAUUGGCCCCAGUAAGAGACAGCUUCAAGCCAAAGACAAUGCAGGGCCUGACUUGCAGAUCAAAGUUCGCAUUCUGGUUCUGCCACGCACAACACAUGAAGUGUGGGAGGUUACAGUAUCUUUUUAAUACACCUUGAGAAAGUUAGCUCUGUAUCAAAUGUAGGAACACAUGCUAGUUAUCAUAUGACAUGCCAUAUUCAAUGUUCAACAAAGGACAAUAGCAACAGUAGCAAGAGUAACAAAAUGUACAUGCUGUAUUUCUUUCUACUAUGAUUGCUGGGAUCAAGGUGUUAGAUGUAAGCCUCCUUCCUGUUCUCUAAGUGACUAAUUCUGUGAAGAAUGCCCAGGAAAAAAGAAAAGAUUCUUCAGGGAUGUUACAACAAAUCCAUGGUAUUUUGAUGCUAACACCCUUGAGACAAUGAGAGACAAAGGCAGAACAAAUGCGUGGCCUACCAUGACCUGUUGUUCCAGCAAAGGAGAGGGAACUGUGGAGGAAGUCUGAGAGGGUUGCUGCCUGGAAGCCAGUCUUCUCCUAAUA
Molecule: messenger RNA, 2593 nt
Organism: Mastomys coucha (southern multimammate mouse)
Lineage: Eukaryota; Metazoa; Chordata; Mammalia; Rodentia; Muridae
Exons: 2
Coding region: 226-1290 (354 amino acids)
Source: RefSeq, a predicted model, not a curated record